Molecule: messenger RNA, 395 nt
Organism: Pelodiscus sinensis (Chinese soft-shelled turtle)
Lineage: Eukaryota; Metazoa; Chordata; Testudines; Trionychidae
Source: RefSeq, a predicted model, not a curated record
AUGGGAGACUCAGUAAGGACCGUCCCUUCUGGUAACAGGCUGAGACGGCUCCCCGGGACCCUCACCCCAGAGCUGGCUGCAUCUCGGUGCUGGGAUAUCAAGGCCCGAGCCAGCGCCUUCCGGCAGCAACAGGGCUUCUCCACUGAGGCGGGGGCCAGGACAGAGAACAUCAAGAAGAAUCGGUACAAAGAUAUCCUGCCAUACGAUCAGACCCGGGUCGUGCUGAAUCUCCGCACCGAGGAAGGGCAGACGGACUACAUCAACGCCAGUUUCAUCGAGUACGUGGCCUGGCCUGACCGCGGGAUCCCCGAGAAUUACGGCCACUUCCUGGAGAUGAUCGAGCACGUGCGGCUGAGGCAGGGGGAGGACGCGGCCCCCGUCUGCGUGCACUGCAG